Messenger RNA from Herpailurus yagouaroundi (jaguarundi), 685 nucleotides. Its product is annotated as palmitoyltransferase ZDHHC18-like. The record is from RefSeq and is a predicted model, not a curated record. The transcript is spliced from 3 exons. The annotation marks the transcript as partial. NCBI's taxonomy places the organism in Eukaryota, Metazoa, Chordata, Mammalia, Carnivora, Felidae.
UGGAGCAGCAGCGGCAGCGGCAGCGGCAGCGGGAGCAUCGGCCGCCGCCCGCGGCGCAAGUGGGAGGUGUUCCCGGGCCGCAACCGCUUCUACUGCGGCGGCCGCCUCAUGCUGGCCGGCCACGGCGGCGUCUUCGCACUCACGCUGCUGCUCAUCCUCACCACCACCAUCCUCUUCUUCGUCUUCGACUGUCCCUUCCUGGCCCGCCAGCUGACCCUCGCCAUCCCCAUCAUCGCUGCCAUCCUCUUCUUCUUCGUCAUGAGCUGCCUGCUGCAGACCAGCUUCACCGACCCUGGGAUCCUGCCCCGGGCCACCGUCUGUGAGGCAGCCGCUCUAGAGAAACAAAUCGAUCCUCUCAGCGGCCCGGCUGUGCCGAUGCAGAAACUGAGGCAGGGGGAUCACGUGGCCAGGGAGUGGAGGCGUGGAGACGGACUGUGUGCCUUGAUUCCCAAAUGCCUUGCUUUCUUUUCUGAGAUGGCCACAGGGAUGCAUUCCCCGUCUUCUGUGGCCACACCAUCUUCAUUCUUAUGUCUCGGCCCAGGUAUUCCGUCCUCUGAGCAGCCUUCAUGACCCCAGUUGGGCCAGACCUUCCACGACACCUUCCAAGAGCUCCGUGUCCUUCCUUUCUUGGCCCUGUGCUGCAUGGUGGUGGUUACAGAAUUGUCGGGCAGGCCCGGCAGCCUUU